Messenger RNA from Cornus florida, 615 nucleotides. Its product is annotated as late embryogenesis abundant protein At1g64065-like. NCBI's taxonomy places the organism in Eukaryota, Viridiplantae, Streptophyta, Magnoliopsida, Cornales, Cornaceae. The transcript has a single exon. The coding region runs from base 1 to 615 and encodes 204 amino acids. The record is from RefSeq and is a predicted model, not a curated record.
AUGGCGGAGAAGCAGCAGCAACCAGGGCACAACUCGGCAGCACCAUAUAACUAUGGCCGAGCAGACGAAGAGUCACAGACCAAAGAACUCAAACGCCAGAAACGCAAGAAACUUAUGCUGUAUAUUGCUGCGUUCGUUGUGUUCCAAACCAUUGUUAUAGUCAUCUUUUCACUCACUGUCAUGAAGGUCAAAACCCCCAAGUUCCGCAUUCGCGCUGCCUCAUUCGACGCUUCUAGUACUGUCUCGGCAACAUCACUUGACAUGAGAAUGAAUGCUCGACUUGGUGUCAAGAACACCAACUUCGGUCCUUACAAAUUCGACAAUAGUACCAUUACCUUCUAUUACAGGGGUGCAGAAAUAGGGAGUACUAUUGUUCCCAAGUCAACGGCUAAAUUUCAAUCAACCAAGAGAUUCAAUGUUACUAUACCCCUAUCAUCAACCAGUCCAGACUUGGCAACUGAUUUCCGUUCUGGGACUUUGCCGCUGACCUGCACAUCAAGAAUGACCGGAAAGGUGGAGCUAAUGCUGGUGAUGAAGAAGAAGAAAGCUAUCAAUUUGAAUUGCACCAUGGAUGUUCAUAUCGCGAGCAAGCAAAUCCAGAAUUUGAAAUGCUAA